Messenger RNA from Arabidopsis arenosa, 696 nucleotides. The record is from the annotation of a GenBank genome assembly. Lineage: Eukaryota; Viridiplantae; Streptophyta; Magnoliopsida; Brassicales; Brassicaceae.
AACCCUACAUAUUAGAGAGCUUUUGCUCACGAGUAAAAAAAAUCAAAAUCUGUGGGACUGAGCUUGUUCGUGAAUCUUCCGGCGAAAACAAUGGCUCUCGAAUGGACUAUCUUAAGGUACGCCACGGCGGCUGAAGCAAUCAUGAUCAUCCUCUUGACAAUGCCGGGACCAGACUUUCUCCGCAAGGGAAUGACCAUGGUCACACGUAAUCUCAUAAAGCCGUUGUUGUUGAUAAUCCCUUUUUGUCUAUACCUCCGCAUGGACAUCUACUGGAAGUACGAGACUCGAACUUCAUGCAAUGCCGGUUCCUGCAUACUUUCGGAGUUCCUUCGUUACCAGAAAUCCAUCCUAAUAUCCCAGCGUGAUGAGCUCCUUAUCUUGUUGGCUCCCUUUUUAUACUGGAUUCUUUACAACCUCUUGAAUCUGGUCGUCAAAGUCGAGAAGCUUAACAAGCGUGUCGAGAGGCUCAAGAGGAACAUUAAGUAAGCAGCGUCUUAAUCUCAAUGUCCUUUAGUAGUGUUUGCUGUUUUGAGUCUCUAUCUUAUGUUGUUAGGGUUUUAUAGUGUUUUCCAAUCCUUAUGAUAUAGAUUUUGAUAAUUGAUUCGAAAGAAUAGUAACUACUGGCAAGAUGUAGAUUUGAUCACUUUGUUUCUCUCUGCUUUUGUUCUGUUUCUUUAAUACAACUAUUACUUUGAC